CAAAACACAGUGUCAUGUUGAAUAUUGUCAGCUUCUGUCCAUCUGCUUUCUCAAAAUCCUAGCUUCUCUCUUGCAUGACGGGGAUGCUGAAGAAAGAGGAAAGACAAAUCCUGGCACAUGGCUCUGAAGUGAGUGGGAGAAAUUGGGUAAAUCCCCCCGGUUCAGGAAAAGACCGAGGCAAAAACUGACUUCAAGAUGUUUAGAAAUAACGAUGAUCAUAAGCUAAAUGUGGAAUCCUUAAUUAGAAACAUUAAUACAAUUUCUUUGGAGUUGAAGAAGAUGAAAGAGCUCACUUAUUUACUGCUUUGUGACCUUACUCUUCAUUUGAGUCAUCCUGUGAAGACAGAAGACUUAGUGGAAACAGAAAAAAACAACCUCCCGUUUGAAGAGUCUAAAAUAUCAGAUGUAUCCCUUGCUUCUGACAGUUUUUCUGUCUGAUUUCUUCUUUGUUUGUUGUGAUUAUUUAACUGUUUUCAUUGUUGAAUUAACAAAUAUCUGUGAAAAUUCAGUUUACUAAUAUAUUUAAUAUAAUUAAAAACAAAAUAAAAUAAUGUUAAGUUGUA
Messenger RNA from Carlito syrichta (Philippine tarsier), 563 nucleotides. RefSeq names its product chromosome unknown C5orf58 homolog (gene CUNH5orf58). The record is from RefSeq and is a predicted model, not a curated record. Bases 196 to 438 code for a protein of 80 amino acids. The transcript is spliced from 4 exons. Lineage: Eukaryota; Metazoa; Chordata; Mammalia; Primates; Tarsiidae.